This is a messenger RNA of Exaiptasia diaphana, 1384 nucleotides long. RefSeq names its product uromodulin. NCBI's taxonomy places the organism in Eukaryota, Metazoa, Cnidaria, Anthozoa, Actiniaria, Aiptasiidae. The record is from RefSeq and is a predicted model, not a curated record. The transcript has 5 exons. Gene Ontology annotation, molecular function: calcium ion binding; signaling receptor activity. Bases 151 to 1101 code for a protein of 316 amino acids.
UUUGUCAAUUUUUGUCUUACACAGGAUGUGAACUUUGCAAGAAACUACACAAGACGACCUUCAGUAUUGAUAACAGCAACCCAUGAUACAAGUGUUGGCCUUACUAACCCUACAUGCAACGGGAUUUCAGCUUGGAUUGAGAAUAUUACGAUGGAAGCAUUCCGUGUUUGUCUUAAAGAGCUGUACUCGGACCGUUAUGAUCCUGUCACCCUGCAGUACGUGGUUGUAUCAGAUAUGUGUGGAAAAGACUGGAACUACUUCAAUGGCUUCUGCUACAAGACCACMUCUUCCUGUGYYUCUUGGAAUGCAGCUCAGUCCAACUGUCUUGAUGUCAACUCCAAUCUGACCAGUGUMACCAGCCARGAAGAAAACACGUACAUUCAACAUCGUCACGRCGGUGAUACAGGAUGGAUAGGWCUACAAGACAUUGACAGUGAAGGAAACUUUACCUGGAUUGACGGUACCAAUGUUAACUUUACGUACUGGGCGCCAAGCCAACCAAACGGUUACCCUGGAGACCAGGAUUGCGUUCAUACCCUUGGAUUACGUCAUGACUAUCAUUGGAAUGACGUAACAUGUGGGUCUUGCCAUGCCUACACGUGCAAACGAGAUAUUGAUGAAUGUUCUGCGGAAUACCACAUGUGUGAUGUAAAUGCACAAUGUAUCAAUACUGAUGGUUCGUACACUUGUACUUGUAAAUCUGGCUAUAAUGGCGAUGGAAGGACAUGCUCAGUUUCCGAAUGUUUUUCCUAUACUGAGAUAUCUGAUGGAACUCGACAUGUAAACUAUGGGAACUACAGGACUCUGUGCGACAGUGGUAUGUCCGUUAAGUGGUAUCGUUUGACUGGUGCAGCCGGUAUACGAAUGCCAACAUCUUGUGUAUCGUAUAACCAAUGUGACGCACACGCUCCAGGCUGGUUGAAUGGUGCUCACCCCACGGUGCAGGAAGGAAUAGUCUCAAGAACCGUUUGCUUUCACUGGACAUCAAGCUGUUGCCAGUUCAGUAAUACGAUCCGCGUGCUGAACUGUGGAGCAUUUUAUGUGUAUGAGUUUAAGCCUCCCGAAGCCGGCUGCUCUCUUCGCUACUGUGGUACAAACUAGACACAGGUGCAAACACAUGUCCAUGGUUUUGAUAAGCUUACAACAGGCUCAGCCGACACCAAAUGGUGGAACAAAUAAAAAAACAGUAACAGUUGCUAACAGAUACUCAUCAUAACCCAUAUUUGUGUCAAGUCAGUCCAAAUGCUGAUAUARGCAAAAAUAACCGUAAAUUCAGUUAAGAUAGCAUUGUUAGACCUAAAAUUUGUGUUUCAUAGUGAUAGGGAAUUGAAAAAAAAAUGAGCAUUAGAAAUUAAUAAACUUAUACCUCAAUGAGUGCAAAACU